Molecule: messenger RNA, 684 nt
Organism: Glycine soja
Lineage: Eukaryota; Viridiplantae; Streptophyta; Magnoliopsida; Fabales; Fabaceae
Product: protein Asterix
Exons: 3
Coding region: 72-377 (101 amino acids)
Biological process (GO): protein insertion into ER membrane
Cellular component (GO): endoplasmic reticulum membrane
Molecular function (GO): protein folding chaperone
Source: RefSeq, a predicted model, not a curated record
AGAAAAUUUGCUGAGAAAAUCAGAUAACCUCUGUCAACACCUGUCUGUGGCGCGCGAGAGAGAAAUCGGAGAUGUCAUCAAACCCUAACGAUCCUCGUCAGCCCUCGGCGGCGAGACCCUACGUGGCGCCGCAGAUUUCGCCGCAGGACCUUCCGAUCGACUACGCCGGCUUCAUCGCCGUCAUAUUUGGCGUCGCCGGCGUCAUGUUCAGGUACAAACUGAGCUCUUGGCUGGCGCUCAUAUUCUGCGCGCAAUCCGUCGCGAACAUGCGGAAUGUCGAGAACGAUCUCAAACAAGUUAUGAUGGCUAUGAUGUUUUCUUUAAUGGGAUUGAUAACAAACUACUUUGGACCUCCUAGACCCGGCAAACAAAGUUGAGAUCUCAAGAUUGAGGCAGAAAAAACCUUUUUGUGGGGUCUUUUCGGGAAUUAACCAACAAGCGUGAAAGGAAGUUUUAGAGUGUCAUUGAAAUGUUUCACUGUUCUUCGUGUUAAAGAUGCUUGCGAAGACUGGAUACCUGCGUAUUUGGAUAAUUUUAUAGUUUAUUGAUAUUUAUAUAUUAGAGAUGGAGAUGGUCUGAAAUAUGAGGAGAGCUAUAUUUCCUCUUUAUGCUACUGUAAUAUUUUUAUUGUUAAUUUAUUUGAAAUUAUAGUCUUUUAAUAAGAGUAUGUGUUUCAUUUUAAAA